This is a messenger RNA of Zalophus californianus (California sea lion), 1913 nucleotides long. RefSeq names its product family with sequence similarity 50 member B (gene FAM50B). Gene Ontology annotation, biological process: chromatin organization. The coding region runs from base 62 to 1282 and encodes 406 amino acids. Lineage: Eukaryota; Metazoa; Chordata; Mammalia; Carnivora; Otariidae. The record is from RefSeq and is a predicted model, not a curated record. The transcript is spliced from 3 exons. Gene Ontology annotation, cellular component: nucleus.
GGGCAAUAUUAACACAGACACAGAGAAGGAAUAAUCUUGGCCUGUUUAUCAAACGCACGUAAUGCCUAGAAAUCACGAGACAUCAUCUAGUGGCCCGAACGAGGAUCAGCCUAAAGAUCAAGCAGAAAGGAGCCAUGGUGAAAUUAGUGAACUUCUGAACCAAGCCACAUCCAAAGCCCACAUGACCUUUGAGUCCGGGAGCCAGCCCCGAAAGCCCCGGGCGUUGGGAAGGUCCUGGAAGCGAGCGUGUCUGCGCGUGCGCCGAGCCGCGACCAUGGCGCAGUACAAGGGCACGAUGCGCGAGGCCGGCCGGGCCAUGCACCUGAUCAAGCAGCGGGAAAAGCAGAAGGAGCAGAUGGAGGUGCUGAAGCAGCGGAUCGCCGAGGAGACCAUCAUCAAGUCGAAGGUGGACAAGAAAUUCUCGGCUCAUUACGACGCCGUGGAGGCCGAGCUGAAGUCGAGCACGGUGGGCCUGGUGACCCUGAACGACAUGAAGGCCAAGCAGGAGGCCCUGCUGAAGGAGCGGGAGAGGCAGCUAGCCAAGAGGGAGCAGCUGGAGGAGCGGCGGCUGCAGCUGGAGGCGCUGCGGGAGAAGGAGCGCAAGCAGGAGCAGAAGCGCAAGAUCUGCAGCCUGUCCUUCACUCUCGACGAGGGCGACGCGGGCGACGCGGACGCGGCGGCUGGGGAGCCGCCCAGGUCCGCGGAGCUGAGCAAGAGGAAGAAGAACCUGGGGAAGAAUCCAGACGUGGACACGAGCUUCCUGCCCGACCGCGAGCGCGAGGAGGAGGAGAACCGGCUGCGUGAGCAGCUGCGGCAGGAGUGGGAGGCCAGGCGCGAGAAGGUGAAGCGCGAGGAGAUGGAGGUCACGUUCAGCUACUGGGACGGCUCGGGGCACCGGCGCACGGUCCGCAUCCACAAGGGCGGCACGGUGCAGCAGUUCCUGAAGAAGGCGCUGCAGGGGCUGCGCAAGGACUUCCGCGAGCUGCGGUCGGCCGGCGUGGAGCAGCUCAUGUACAUCAAGGAGGACCUGAUCCUGCCCCACUACCACACCUUCUACGACUUCAUCGUCACCAAGGCCCGGGGCAAGAGCGGGCCGCUCUUCAGCUUCGACGUGCACGACGACGUGCGGCUGCUGAGCGACGCCACCAUGGAGAAGGACGAGUCGCACGCCGGCAAGGUGGUGCUGCGCAGCUGGUACGAGAAGAACAAGCACAUCUUCCCCGCCAGCCGCUGGGAGCCCUACGACCCCGAGAAGAAGUGGGACAAGUACACGAUCCGAUGAACCCUGAGGCUCCCCUGAGGCUCCCCUGAGGCUCCCUGUCCUACCCCUCUCCGGUCCUGCAGAGCCCUGGCACGCGUCGCCUUCGCAGCCCCCUGGUGGCCUCCUGCCCACUCCAGGGCAGCGACAACCAGCAUAGGAAACUGAUUUCUGUACCCCGUAACUUAAUUUGGUGACCUUAAUUUCUUGCCCAAAAUUGAAUAAAGAACGGAGGGUUCGCAUUAUUCAAGUGUGGUCGUUCUAUUGCUGAUGUUAUUUUGGGGUGUUUGGUUGUUUGGGGGGUGGGUGGGUAUUUUUAAUGUUACUGUGUGGAUUCAUUAUUAGGCUCUGUUGAGGUAUUAUUGAAACCAUCACUGGGCACACUGUGGGACAGAAUGGGAAUGAGGGGUGCAUUUUUGACCUGGGUCACAGUGUUAAAGCAAGUAGUCACCAGCAUGGACUUUGGAGUCAAACUGCCUGGGUUUGAUUCUCAACUCAGCUUCUUCACUUGCUGUGUAAUUUGGGACAGAUUAAUUGAACCUCUGUGCCUCAGUUUCCUCUCCUGUAAGUAGGGAUAAGAAUAUCACUUACCUCAUAAGAUCCAUGUGACGAUUAAAUGAGUUAAUAUUUGUAAAGCACUUAGAACUCAAUAAAU